This is a messenger RNA of Rattus norvegicus (Norway rat), 751 nucleotides long. NCBI's taxonomy places the organism in Eukaryota, Metazoa, Chordata, Mammalia, Rodentia, Muridae. The record is from RefSeq and is a predicted model, not a curated record.
GGCUGUCCUGGAUAGACCUCAGAUAUACCUGCCUCUACCUCCUGAGUGCUUGGAUUAAAGACAUGAGCCUAUAUACUCAAUUGAUAUUUUUUGCAGUUAGUAAUUGUUCAUACAAUGUUUCUGAUGUGUGCUCAGUACUGUUUGCCUGCCUCUCCCCCCCGCCCCCUGCAAGGCUAUAUCCUACUCAAAGAGCAAAGAAAUGACAGAGGGGAACCUUAUUACUCAGUUUUCUUCUAAGAUGAUUUGGUAAUUACAUUAGAACAUCUGGGUCAAGAAAUAAGUGGGGAAAAAAAAAGAGAGAAAGAAAGAAGUGGGGGAAGUACCAGAAGCAUACAUUUACAGUGAUAUCGGUAUCACGGUUUCUGUUGUACUAAUGUAUGGGAUGUUUCUGGAUGCAUUGACCUAUGAUGAUGUACAUGUGAACUUCACUCAAGAAGAAUGGGCUUUGCUGGAUCCUUCACAGAAGAGUCUCUACAAACAUGUGAUGCACGAGACCUACAGGAACCUCACUGCUAUAGGCAUAAAAGAAGUCAUACUGGAGAGAAAACCUUUGAAUAUACUCCAUGUCGUAAAGCCUUUGGAGAUCACAGUCACCCUCAAAGGAAUGAAAAAAUUCACACUGCAGAGAAACCCUAUGAAUGUAAUCAAUGUGGGCAAACCUUUGCACAUUACAGUCACCUACAAAUACAUAAAAGAACAGAUACUGGAGAGAAACCCUAUGAAUGCAACCAACGUGCCUCCAAAUGCAUAA